GGCCCCCCCCGUCCUCACUGUGAGUGGCACGGUCCGAGAGUGCUCCUAGAAAAGCCUUCCGGCGGGGAGAGGCGCCGCUGCAGGCCCGGGCCGGGCAGGCGAGGACGGCGGCGGGAGGUGCCAUGGCUCUGCCGGGUGGAAAUAAGGAUAACAUCAGAGCAGGAUGCAAGAAGUGCGGCUACCCUGGUCAUCUGACAUUUGAAUGUCGAAACUUCCUCCGAGUAGAUCCUCAAAGAGAUAUUGUUUUAGAUGUUAGCAGCACUAGCAGUGAAGACAGCGAGGAAGAAGAACUACAGAGAUUGCAAGCUUUGCGUGAAAAAAAGAGUAAGGUGAAAAAAAGAAACAAAAAAGAAAAAGCAAAGAAAAAAAACAGAUUAAAGAGACCAAGGAAAAGAUCUUCCUCGUCAAGUGCAGCUGAAGAGGAUAGGCCAAAGUCAAAAAAACAAAAAGCACACAAAAAAGAAAGACAAAAGGAAAAAAAGAAUAAAUCUAAGAAAGGAAAACAUCAUAAAAAGGAGAAAAAGAAGAGACGAAAGGAAAAAAGUUCAUCUUCUGAUAGUUCAGACAGUUCUAGUAGUGACUGAGGUGCUGGUGUAUUUUUGUGUUCACUUCCGCAGAGAAUGUGAUUUUCCUUUCAAAUCAAAUUUAUUUAUGCUUUGCAUUGCUGUUGUUUUAAAAUGAGAUGUAUAUUUUUAAGAAAUUGAUUUGCAAAUAUCAGUGUUUCAAAUUAUUAAAUGGAUCAUUUGGGAAAAAAUUGCUCUUCUAUUUCAAGUUUAUUAGUACUAAACCAUGCAAGUUUAACUAGAUCUUCACUCUUAUUCUUAGUUCAGUAGUGAUUAGUUGUGUUUGGAAUCCUUUACACUAGGAUAUGGUAAACAUCAGUUUGCAAGUCUUUGUGUAGAAAGAUUUGGACUUAAAUAUGCUUAAUGUCAGAAUGAUUAAAUCAAAUUUGGAAAUUCAA
Molecule: messenger RNA, 961 nt
Organism: Aquila chrysaetos chrysaetos
Lineage: Eukaryota; Metazoa; Chordata; Aves; Accipitriformes; Accipitridae
Gene: SREK1IP1
Product: SREK1 interacting protein 1
Exons: 5
Coding region: 123-584 (153 amino acids)
Molecular function (GO): nucleic acid binding; zinc ion binding
Source: RefSeq, a predicted model, not a curated record